CUCCAACAUCAGCAUUCACUCUUCAGCUUGAGCACACUUCCGUCGCAAAGUCUUCGAUAUGCAAGUCGCGUUGCCCAUCGGUCGAAACAGAAUACGCCUCUGUUUCCCGGAACCUCUGGAAUGCGUCUAGUCCCGGAUAAAGGGUCGAAUACACCCUCUCAGAAGUCGCUCCAAAGAUCGCAAGAACAAGACGAAGCGAGGUCUCCCCUCGAACGUUUUCGAGUAAAGCCAAAGAAACCGUUGUCUGUCACUGACCUCGUCUCGCCGGCAUGGUGUGAAUUACAGUACUGGUACACAUUGACCAGAUUUGGACGAAAGCCACAAACGGAGGCGAUGAGACAAGGAUCCAAGGUGCACAAAACCUUGGAAGAGCAGGUGCAUUCAUUCAUACCUGUGCGUGUCGAAAGUAAAGAGGAUGCCUUCGGACUUCGAAUGUGGAAUACAAUACAAGGUCUGCGGACCUUGCAGGAAUUUGGCUUUACACGCGAACUGGAAGUCUGGGGCACGGUUCACGGACAGGUGGUCAACGGUGUAAUCGACGAGAUAUCGUACGCCUGCCCAGACCCUGAACUGGAGGAGGGUCUUGAGCAGUCGAAAGUGGAUGAGCAUUCACAUCAGUCGGAUCCACAUCGGACAAAUGCAGUGGAAGGUUGCCCUGCUAGGGAAACACCCGAAAUCCCUAGCAUGAUUCCCACUCGUUCCACUAGAAGAGUAUACAUAACGGAUGUUAAGACCAGAGGCGUGAGGUCAUUGCCAAUCGGCGCGAGGCUGAGGCCAACGCGAAUGCAGCUCAUGCUUUACCAUACAAUUCUAGGGUCUCUCGUAGCAGGUACUGUAGAUCCUCACAUUGUACUAGAGCGGUACAGUCUUCAGCCCCACCAAGACUUAUCUGCGACCCUCAUUCAAGAGUUCGAAGGGCUGGAGCUUUCACCGGACGAAAUCAAGCACUGUAACCACCCGACAGUUGGAUCAGAGCGGAAUUACACCUUGUCUAUUCUCUGGGACAUGAUGGUGGCUGAGUGCAGGAGGUCCAUCAGCGACAUCAGCGACAUCAUGCGAGCGGAAUUCCGCCUCAAUACGACGGGGGAUGUGAUUGGAAAUGAGAUCUUCGUAUUUGACGAGAAGGCUCUUGAGAGCUACGUGAGCGACGGAAUGGCAUGGUGGAAAGGGGAGCGAGCUGCCAGGGGAGUCGAAAUCGAAGAAGCGUACAAGUGUAGAACAUGUACCUUUGCUGAUGAGUGUUCAUGGAGGAAGAUAAAGAUUGAAGAAGCCACAGAGAGACAUAAACUCAGGAGGGCUACUAGAGAUCGAUCAAUCAUAUGAGUUUGCUCCUCCUUUACCACCCAAGACUUGAAACAACGCACUCGCGUAUAAGUCCACUGCCAUCUCAGAUACAAAUGAACUUGUUGAAUCAUUGUCCAGCGAAUCAUUGCAUUUCGCGGUGGUGCAAAUUGUCUUCCGCCAAUAUUCGGGAUCAUGAUGUAGGUUUCCUAUUAUGUAC
Messenger RNA from Aaosphaeria arxii CBS 175.79, 1501 nucleotides. RefSeq lists its product as uncharacterized. The coding region runs from base 121 to 1323 and encodes 400 amino acids. Gene Ontology annotation, cellular component: mitochondrion; nucleus. Gene Ontology annotation, molecular function: single-stranded DNA 5'-3' DNA exonuclease activity. Gene Ontology annotation, biological process: interstrand cross-link repair. NCBI's taxonomy places the organism in Eukaryota, Fungi, Ascomycota, Dothideomycetes, Pleosporales. The record is from RefSeq and is a predicted model, not a curated record. The transcript is spliced from 2 exons.